Brienomyrus brachyistius is the source of this 1862-nucleotide messenger RNA. RefSeq lists its product as uncharacterized. Bases 488 to 1630 code for a protein of 380 amino acids. Lineage: Eukaryota; Metazoa; Chordata; Actinopteri; Osteoglossiformes; Mormyridae. Gene Ontology annotation, biological process: cell division. Gene Ontology annotation, molecular function: protein binding. The transcript has 10 exons. The record is from RefSeq and is a predicted model, not a curated record.
UUUGAAGGUAGUCUAGGCUAGAUGUAAGUGAACGAAAAUAAAAUUCAUUUAAACGUGGGUAAAUUAUACCCGAUACGUUAUCCGGCUGAGCAAGAAAUCCAGCUUCAUGAAACAGGCCCCAGGAAGGUACCGACACCAAUAGAAUAGUAGUAUCUCCUAACAUUUUAAAAUAAGUUCUUUUUCAUUUAUUUUAUUUUUUGUAAUUUUUAAAGAUAAAAUGUUUAUUUUAAUAUUUACAACAUGUCCAUUACAUUUGGUUUCAAGCAAUAAACCUACAAUGGAAAAUAAUACUACGAAACAAUUACACCAAUAAAGCACACUUAGUUGAUUUCGUCGUUUAAUCAGAUUUAGUCAAUCCGACACUGUUUGUCCUUCUCGUCUUCCGUAGCUCAGCGGAAGCAGACGCAUCUCGCUUCAUUUAGCGAAUCUGUUUCUUGACACGUUUAGCCAAACUGGAGUAAGGAAUACUGAGUUUUUACAGCAUACAAUGGGAGGUCAAGCGAAGAAGAAAAAGAAGAACAGGAGCAGCCGAAGAGAAAGACCCCCACACGACUCCAGACUGACUGUCCAAGAGCGUGUAAAACUGAAGAUGCAAGACAAAGCAAAGAAGAAAACGGCAGAGAGGUACACGGCAGAGCAGCUACUGGAGAAGACCCAGGAGUGCAUGGACAACUUCGACUUCGAAAUGGCCCGGCUUUUCUGUCAGCGCGCGCUGGAUAUAGAGCCUACCAACCUGAACACCCUGGACAUGUUUGGGAACAUCUGUGCUGAGCUGGGGGACGUGGAGAAAGCUAAGCAAGUGUUCCUGAGGGCCGUAGAGCUCAGCCCAGACGAGGGCCACAGCAAGUACAUGUACCUGGGUCAGAUGCACACCGGCAAAGAGGCCAUCCAGCAUUUUAGCAAAGGCAUCGAGAUCAUGCUGAAGGAGCUGGAGAAGCAGGCACGGCCGGCACCCCCGGUAGCAGCCGCCGCUGCUGCUGUAAACCGCAACCCCGAAGUGACCGCAAAGGACAUGUCAGUGGCCUUCUGUUCGGUAGCAGAGAUCUACUUCACUGACCUGUGCAUGGAGGAGGGGGCGGCUGACCGGUGCAGAGACACCAUCGACAAGGCUCUGCAGUAUGACCCUGAGAACCCCGAGGGCCUGCAGCUGAUGGCCAGCUACCUGUUCAGUGUGGACAAGCCCCAGGAGGGGAAGGAGUUCCUGAUGAGGAGCGUAGGAGUGUGGCUCCCUCGGCACCAUCAGGAGGCGGAGUCUGCUGAGGGGGAGGAGCACCAGCAGAACGCCAUGCCUCCCUACGAGUCGAGGAUCACCACGGCCAAACUGCUUGUCGAGGCCACAGAAUAUGAGGUCUGGUAUCUGCUGGGGUGGACCUCCUAUCUCCAGUCCGAAAAGCCUGAGGAAACAGAGACCUUCAAAGACUCGGCGAGAACAUAUUUAACUAAAGCCAGGAAGCUGUAUGUGAAGCUUCGCUGUGAUGACGCUGCCCUGCUGGAGCACGUGGACCAGCUCCUGGGUGAGCUGCAGCCCAGCGUGGAGGAGGAGGGCUCCGAGGACGAGGAUCUCCCACUGGACGACAUCGGUGACGACUUUGUGCAGAGCAGCGAUGAGGAGACGGCCAUGGAGCACUGAUCAGAGCCCCCUCUGCCCCCCUCUCAGCUUCCUGUCUGCUUCCCUCCUGCACCAUUUUCACUGCCUUUGUUGCUGAAGCUGCGCCAAAGAUUCACCUUCAGGCUGCAGCAGUGCUCAGCGGUGACUCCAUGAUGGACACGGAGUCGCACUCCGUCGGCCAGACCCUGGUGACAGAUGGUGCUCAGAUUCCACGCAGGUCUGUAAUCUUAAUAAAGAGCCUGUCAAAGACGGA